AUGCUGAUUCAGGCGAACAAAGCUCAAAGCACAAGCAGCAUCGCCAAACGAAUUCAAGCCGAGCAGACGCAGCUUUGGCUUAAACAUGGCAAAAAGCCGGAGGACAUUUUCACGAUGCUACAGCUGGAGAAGGCAGGAGAUACGCUUUUCGAGAACCCGCUGUUCAGUGCUUGGAUCAAGUACGCGGACGAUUUUCGAUUGCUUUACGACACCGACCUGGCCACAAUGUCCACUUUGAUCAGUCACUACAGUGACGAAGCCGUGGCGAAGAUGAUCACGAAGGCGCAUGGAAAUUCAAAAACGAAAAAUAUCGCCGAACGAUUGGAAUCCGAACUACAGCGCGAUUGGCUCUUCACUAAACAAUCCACGUAUGAUGUCUUCAUUAUGAUGAACCUCGACCGGACACUGGACAAGGUGCUUGAAAACCCGCUUUUCAGCGUUUGGUACAACUACGGACUCUAUGUCAAUAAAAUGAACCUCGGGGGUAAAUGGAACCCGGCCGAGUUAUUGACUCGCCUCUGUGGUGGUGACCAACAGCUUUCCGACGUGCUGAUAGCAGCGACGAAAGUACCGAGUACCAGAAAGAUGGCAGUGGAGUUGCAAAAGUGGCAGAUGACCCGUUGGCUGGAGAAAAGGGUGGAGCCAAAAAGAGUCCAUUCAUUGCUGGGUGUAGAGGGAGCGGCGGACGACGUUAGUCUCCUUCUUUACAGCAAAUACGUCGAAGGGUAUGACAAGCUUAUGGGUAUUCUCGCAAGGAAUGCGCGCUAA
Phytophthora nicotianae INRA-310 is the source of this 768-nucleotide messenger RNA. RefSeq lists its product as hypothetical. The coding region runs from base 1 to 768 and encodes 255 amino acids. The transcript has a single exon. NCBI's taxonomy places the organism in Eukaryota, Oomycota, Peronosporomycetes, Peronosporales, Peronosporaceae. The record is from RefSeq and is a predicted model, not a curated record.